AUGUCGGAUGCUACCAGCAACCCGGAACUAAAACGGUCACUAGACCAAGUAUCUACUCCUGCCGAUGCGGACUCAGAGGGUACAUCCGAAGCCAAACGACCAAGAGUCGAUCAAGUAAAGGAUACUCAACAAGACGCGCCUGUCGCGUCGACAUCUUUCUCUGCAGACGCCGUCGAUUCUAAUCUACCCAAACCCGAAGGAGACAACGCUAACCAGGCGGGUGACGUCGUGAUUCCAACUGCUCCAGAUGCCGAAGCCAAACCCACUCCAUCACAAAAUGAGAAAGGGAAGGGCAGACUCUCUGAGAGGAAGAAACGGGGUCGUGGUCCAGGUGCUCGUCGCACACGAAAUGACGAGGAUGCAUCGAAAGACGGAACCAAAGAAGAAGGCGAAGAGGGUCCCAAGGCAAUCCGCUACCCAAAGCGACAAUGUGCGCUCCUCAUGGGAUUCUGUGGGUCGGGAUAUAGCGGUAUGCAAAUCCAGCCAGACCACACUCGGACGAUUGAGGGCGUUUUAUUCAACGCACUUGUUAAAAUUGGUGCUGUAUCUCAAGACAAUGCAGACAAUCCUACCAAGGUCAACCUUGCACGCGCAGCUAGAACCGACGCAGGUGUCCACGCUGCGGGAAAUAUAGUCUCUCUCAAAAUGAUCAUCACCAUCCCUGGGGUUAAAGAUAUAGUUGCCAGAAUCAAUGAAGAGCUACCACCCGAAAUUCGCGUUUGGGGAUAUGUUAGAACUCAAAAUUCGUUUAAUGCCCGAACCCGCAAAUACACAUACUACUUCCCAUCAUACCUUCUUAUCCCUCCGAAACCCGGUUCAGGCAUGCACAGAGUCUUUUCAGGAUCUGCCGCCCCAUCUACCGUACCUUCAGACGAAGCAUCUGUGGAAAAGUUUGCACCCAUCCCCGGAAUUUCCUACGAGUUCUGGAAAGACCAGCUGGAUGGUGCUAUGUCAACGAAAGAAGAGGAUAUGGCCAGGAAACGUGCCUGGCGAGUCGGUCCGGAACAGAUGGAAACUCUUCGAUCAAUCGUGACCAAGUACUUGGGCACCCACAAUUUCCACAACUUUACGGUUGGCCGCGACUUUGGUGACCGAAGUUGUAAACGAUAUAUGAAAAAAAUUGAGGUGGCUGACCCUGUGGUAUAUGGCGAAACUGAAUGGAUUAGCGUGCUUUUCCAUGGACAGAGUUUCAUGUUGCACCAGCGAAAAAUGAUGGGCGCACUUGUCCUGGCUUGCAGAAUGGGCGCACCACCUAGCAUUAUCAACGAGCUAUACGACGAACGCGAAGUGUUCGUGCCGAAGAUGCCCUCACUGGGUCUUCUUCUUGAAGAACCGCUGUUCGAUUCGUACAACCAACGGAUGAGCGUGAUUAAUGCCAAACUCGAGCCUAAAGACCCAGAGUACCGACCGCUUAUUGACUUUGAUCUGUACCGUGACCAGAUCAACGCUUUCAAGGAUAAGUUCAUAUACACGACAAUGCGAGGAGUCGAAGAUCGUGAUGGGUUAUUCGACGCAUGGAUACGAUCGAUUGACGCAUAUGCAGGUAAUGACAUGCUUUACCUCAACCAGUCAGGCAUCGUACCGGAAAGCGCUGUGAUCCACAGAGGCGAAAAGCGUGCCAAUCCUUUCAAAGAGAAACGAAUUUUCGAUACUACAAGCUUCCCAAGCACAGGCAUCAAAGAGAAAUUGGAGAACGUUACCGAAAUGGAAGACGCAGAAGAGGAAGUCAUCGACAAGAAACAUCUUGCUGAGACGGAAGGAUGA
Psilocybe cubensis is the source of this 1764-nucleotide messenger RNA. RefSeq lists its product as uncharacterized. Gene Ontology annotation, biological process: tRNA pseudouridine synthesis; mRNA pseudouridine synthesis. The coding region runs from base 1 to 1764 and encodes 587 amino acids. The transcript is spliced from 8 exons. Gene Ontology annotation, molecular function: RNA binding; pseudouridine synthase activity. The record is from RefSeq and is a predicted model, not a curated record. NCBI's taxonomy places the organism in Eukaryota, Fungi, Basidiomycota, Agaricomycetes, Agaricales, Agrocybaceae. Gene Ontology annotation, cellular component: nucleus.